Molecule: messenger RNA, 5442 nt
Organism: Lemur catta (Ring-tailed lemur)
Lineage: Eukaryota; Metazoa; Chordata; Mammalia; Primates; Lemuridae
Gene: LRRFIP1
Product: LRR binding FLII interacting protein 1
Exons: 15
Coding region: 1244-4087 (947 amino acids)
Biological process (GO): regulation of transcription by RNA polymerase II
Molecular function (GO): RNA polymerase II cis-regulatory region sequence-specific DNA binding; DNA-binding transcription factor activity, RNA polymerase II-specific
Source: RefSeq, a predicted model, not a curated record
AAUCGUAAUCACUCCUUGACUUCUGUAUAAGCACUAAGUUUGUGUCUAACUUGGCUAUUUAUAAUGAUAACACGAUAAGGCGAUACGUUGUCAUUGUGCUGUUAAAACAACUCUGUUGUGGUCACUGUCCUUGCAGUGCCAACAGCAGAUCCAUAGUGAUUUUGCCAGAAAGUUACCAUUCAAAGGUGAAGCCGAUUAACGUGCCACCGUGCUAUUUGGAACUUGCUCCUGAGGCGGCGUAACCUCCAUGGUACCGUUGUACCUUCCUCACGGGGCCUCUGACACCACUCAUUCUAGAGGAGGAAGAUUUAUGUAACCAAAGUAUAAUAAACGCAAAGCUCAGUUUACAAAAUCUGUAGACAAGGCACAGACAUUACAGCUGCUGAGCAGGCCCAGGAGAAGGUUGAGUCCUUGAAACCAAGUGAUGAAGACACCGUUUCAGGGAUGGGGCGGGGGGUGGCCAGGUGAGGGACAUUAGUGACAUUGAUGAGAACUUUUGAUGGAAAUGUUGAUGAAUAUGGUUUCAAGAGAGAACAGGAAGAGAGAGAUUGAGACAGAAUCCAAAACUCUCUAUCAAAAAGUAUCAUCUUCAGAGCUAUGAUCCUCCUGAAACUGUGUGCACUUAUGGUUUUCUGGGAAAAGAAUGUUCACUUUCUUAAGAUUCUUUGGAGUUUCCUGGCCCCAAAGAGUUUAUUGCAACAUUAGCGAGUAUGUUGGGGUUAUGCCAGCAUUCAUCUCUCACUUUCAAUGAUUUUAACCAGAAAUGAGUUUAAUUUCUUUGUUGGACACCAUUCUUUUCCAGGACAUCAAGUAUAUUUGGUUUAAGGUAGGAAAUUCCAUGUAGGAAGUCCACAGUUAGGAUGCUAAAUAAGAGGAGGAGAAAGUAGGAGGCAUUUUUAUUUUCAGCUAGGUAGUUUGCCACACGACUCUCAUGAUUUACUUGCUCGAAAGAAAUAGACUCUCUUUAAAAACCACCAAACUUGAGAACUUGAACUCUGGAGAUGAGAGUCAAACCUCCUAAUUGUUAUAGGUGCAGAACAAGCCCAGAGCAGUUAAGAGGCCUGCUCAGGGUCACGGCUCUCGGUGACAAGGCCGGUGACAAGGCCAGUGCCGCUGCGCAGGCGCCUGCGGCUGUGUGUCCUCCCUGUGCUGGGUUGCCCGUCCCUGUCCUGUGCCGCUCGCUGCCACCGAGCAAGGCACCCGACCCUGCUGCAAGGAAUUGCAUCUUGCUCCGUCUCUGUGCAUGUCGAAGCCCGACUUGGAGUAUGGGGGUCCCUACGCCUGGACAAAUGGUUAUGAUGGAGAAUUACAUGAACCACAGUCCCUACAUAGAAGAUCUAGCAGGAAUUCCAGCUACAGCGGUGACGGCAGAUUCUCUACUUUGUCAUCAUCCAGGGAGGAGAAGUUGGCGUCCGUGUUCGAUGAGAGCAGCCUUGGCGGGGCCCCGUGGAGCAGGGCCGGCGGUUCCCGGGCUCCCUCGGAGUGCAGCGGCCACCUCAACUCCGGCUCCCGCGCCUCCUCCAGGGCCAGCUCGGCGCGGGCCAGCCCCGUGGUUGAAGAGAGACCAGACAAAGAUUUUGCUGAGAAGGGCUCUCGCAACAUGCCGGGCCUGUCUGCGGCCACGCUGGCCUCCCUGGGAGGGACAUCCUCUCGGAGAGGCAGCGGGGACACCUCCAUCUCCAUCGACACUGAGGCCUCCAUUAGGGAAAUCAAGGAACUCAGUGAGUUAAAGGACCAGAUUCAGGACGUAGAAGGCAGAUACAUGCAGGGACUGAAAGAGAUGAAGGACUCCCUAGCGGAAGUUGAGGAGAAAUAUAAGAAGGCUAUGGUGUCCAACGCUCAGCUAGACAAUGAAAAGACAAACUUCAUGUACCAGGUUGAUACUCUAAAAGAUAUGUUGUUGGAACUUGAAGAACAACUGGCUGAAUCUAGGCGACAAUAUGAAGAGAAAAACAAAGAAUUCGAAAGGGAAAAACAUGCCCACAGUACGCUGCAAUUUCAGUUUGCUGAAGUGAAAGAGGCCCUGAAGCAAAGAGAAGAAAUGCUUGAGGAAAUCCGACAGCUACAGCAGAAGCAGGCGAGUUAUAUCAGGGAGAUUUCUGACCUUCAGGAAACAAUAGAGUGGAAAGACAAAAAGAUAGGGGCAUUAGAGAGGCAGAAAGAGUUCUUUGAUUCCAUAAGGAGUGAACGAGAUGAUCUUAGAGAAGAAGUAGUCAUGCUGAAAGAGGAAUUAAAGAAACAUGGAAUAAUCCUAAAUUCAGAAAUAGCUACUAAUGGAGAGACUUCAGACACUCUAAAUAACGUUGGAUACCAAGCUCCCACCAAGAUCACAAAAGAGGAGUUAAAUGCCCUCAAGUCGGCGGAUGGGACACUAGGAAGAGCCAAUGAAGUGGAGGUGAAAGAUGAAAUGGUGGAGAAUGUGGGGAAAAGAGCAAUCUUGCAGAAUACUGAGAAAGAGCAGCACACAGAGGACACGGCAGAGCGUUGUGUGGACGUGGAGGCACACCCCGGUGGCAGUGCCGAGGACCAGCAAGCCUCCGAUGGAGACAGAGUGACCCCCCUGGGGACGGUAGCGGGUGCCGACCGUGAGGAGCAGGCUCAGAGCCAAGGUCCAGAGAACACCCCUCUCUUUGCAAGCGUAGAGCAGGUUAAGUCCCCUGAGGGCACACACGUGCCGGAUGACAGGACUGGAGCUUUCCUUAGCCACCGUUUGAGCGAUUUAGACGGGGAAGCCCCAGGUCCUAGGAGCAGGCAGGGCAGUUGUGAUAAUGCCUUCGAUAUCGAAAGCCAGAGUAGGGAAUCUGUGGAAAAGCAGGAAAAAGGAAAACAAGAGGAUUCUAAAAGCGACUCGGAAGAGGUUAGCCCAGAGCCGCGUCAGGAGUCCGCUCCUCUGCCGACAUCUGAACUGGAAAAGGGGGGAGGCGCAGACCCCUGUGGGCAGAGUGCGAGCCGCACAGAGUACGUGGCACAGGCAGGGGACGCCCCGGGUGGGCAGCAGCUGGGCACAGCGUGUCAUGACGAGCAGCGUGCGGGAGCUGCCCCGGAGGAGCUGGAUCCAAGCGUGGGGCGCAGUUUAGAGAAAGAAGUGACCAGCCAGGAAGCAGCGGAGCCCCAGGCGGCCCCGGUGCAGAGCAUGGACGCAGGUGGGGAGGGCAGUGAAGGGGAGAGUGAAGAAGCAGGGAUUGGGGGUGAGCAACCAGUCGAGGCAGGUGUCCAGAACGUUCCUGGUUCGCCAGCAGCCAAGAGCCAUCAUCAGGAGGCAGCCGGCCCAAGCCUGGUCGACACUGAACAUGACCCCCUAGACACGAGAGAGCCCAGGGAGGAGAAGAGCGGCCACCAGGCAGGGGCCUUGGAGUCAUCACCCAGGAAGGCAAAGAACAAGAAGAAGAAAAACAAGAAGAAAAAGUCACCAGUGCCUGUAGAAACCCUUAAGGAUGCUAAGAAAGAGGUGACACAUGAGAGCACAGACAUAAGCGAAGUUCAGGAGGAAGAGCAGGUGACCUUCACUGAUGGAGAGUCCACAGUGGAAGCUCAGGAUGAGGUGGCUGAAAAUCCAAAGCAGAGCACUGUGGCAGGAAGCGGGGAAAAUGCUGAUUGUCCAGAAAACCCUGAAAUUGAGUUGGAUGGAGCACUUAACCAAGAAAUAGUAAAAACACAAGCAGGGAGAGUAACAGCCGGUGGAGACACGUUAGAGUUUGAAGAUGACACAAUCCAAUCCUCAGGCCCUAGUGUUAGUGAUAAAGAACUAGAUGAAGAUGUUAUUAAAAGUAACGCUAAGACAGAAGGUGCCACCCAAGACAGUCCCCCCGAACCGGAGAAUGAAGCAGUCAGUGGCCACAGCCCGCUUGGAAGUCAGAGUCCCGUGGAGGAAAUGAACGAUGCCCCCCAAACAGGCAGUGCAGGGGGGCCCACGAUGCCGGAACACCCUGGUGGGAGAGGCGACAGAGCCUUAGACAGCAUUAGUCUAGAAAGCGACGACUUCCCGGCACCAGCGGGAGAGGCAGGGGACUUGGAUUCAGAAAGCAGCGAAGACACGAAAAGAGGGGGUGAGAAGGGCAGGAGCAAGGAAGACUGCACCAUGUCCUGAGCAAGGCCGCUGCACAGGGCCGCGCGAUGUGAGGCCGGGUUUUAGAGGGGCCAGGGACUCUGCACAGUAAGUCUAAUCAUCAGAGGCUCCCGUCUGUCAUCUCCCCUGGCGACGUAAGUAGAAUGUUCUAAGUUGAUUCAGAUGCACUGUACGACGUCAAUCAGGUCCUCUGCUGCUCUAAGGCACAGGACUGCUACUUGUAGGUUCAUAUUUAAUCAUUGACGUUGUCACCCAGGUUAGGAAGAAAGACAUGUCUGUUAUCACUGUAAGUUCCAACAGAGAGCAUUCCAGUAGUAUCAGACAAUAAUGUGUACUGUUUAUAUUCUAGCCUAAAAUGAAAUAAAAAUGUGGAACAAUUGCCUUGGGCUGAUAUGAACGUGGCCAUUCUUGACCAAACAUAUCAGCUUCUAACGGAAAUGACCAAACAGCUUUCUUAGAUUUCUGUAUUAGGAGUAUAAUUGAUAUUUAAAUUAAUGCCUCCUUCACAUACGUGUACUUUCAUACUUGAUUUUAGUAUAUACAUUGUAACCUGUACGGCAUUGUAUUUAAAGGAGAUAAACACCCAAAUAGCAAAUAGGUCACUGAGUGAUAAGAUUUGCACCUUAGGACAAUAAUUAAUCAUUUUAGGGUUAACAAUCUCUCAAAGCAUGAGGGGACUCUUAUUUUCCUUUACUUCAUGUAAAUCUUUUAUCUCAAAUCAAUGCUUUUGGAUCUCACUGUUAGUGAUACCGGAAUUUACUUUGUAGGAGACUUUGACUUCACUUCAUGCUGUUGCUAUGUACCAAAUUCAAUUUAUACUACGAUUUUUUUAAAAAAACUUUUUUAUGGAAGUGACAUAUGUUGAAAUUUCAUUUCCUACUGCAGUAUUUGGGCAGGGAAGUCAUUAAAUGGUUUUGGACCUUAAAAUUACUUCUCUUUCUGUUUGAGUGUCUAAUCAUUAUGCAAGAGAGCAAUAUAAAGGGUUACUUCUUGUGCAGACUACUAAUUAGACUAUAACAAGAUAUUUUAAAGAGUUGAACCACUUUUGGUAUUUUGGUAUAAAUAUUUUCAUUUAUUGUUUCUCAGCAUAUUGUUACUUGAAAAUUCUUGUUUCGAUCUGCCUGAAGAGAAAAUAUAUUUUCUAUACAAAGGAGCAUUUAAAAAAUAAUUAUAAAGGUAGACUAAAAAAUUGUGACACAUGAAAUCACAAAGGAAUGUAUGUUAUGAAUGCUAAUUGACACUUUAUGAGAUUAUGUGUGUUCCUAUUACUGUUACAAGAUAUAAUUGAAUGCAAAAAGACCAAAACCUCAGUAAAAGUUGAGGCAAACAUAAGUGUUACUAUGUAAUUGAAAUAAACACAUUUUAUAAUUUUACAA